AUGUUACCAUUUUGUAUUGUUCUUUUUAUCGUUGUUUUAACUAAAAUCGACGGACAAGUAAUAAAUAAUUAUUGUACUAGUUUUCCGAAUCCAUGUUUGAACGGUGGAAUAUGUGUUUCAAUAUAUCCCAAUACAUUUAUAUGCAAUUGUCCAUCUGGUUUUACGGGUAGUCUUUGUAAUUAUCCUCAAAGUACUGGUAGUACUUGUCUGAGUAAUACUUGUAAGAAUAAUGGAGUAUGUGUGACCGUACAGGGAGGUGGUUAUCGAUGUGUUUGUCAAGCGGGUUUCACAGGCAGUACUUGUGAGCUGUCUAGUGGUACAACUGGAACAACUGGUUCGAAUGCUUGUGUAGCUAAUGCGUGUCUUAACGGUGGAACAUGCCAAUCAGUACUUGGUGGUGGUUUUCGAUGUAUAUGUUCGGUUAGUUUUACGGGUAAUCGUUGUGAAUAUUCUAGUGGUACAAUUGGUAUAUCUACUUCAAGUGCUUGUCCAGUCAAUGCAUGUCUUAAUAGUGGAACAUGUCAAUCCGUACCUGGUGGUGGUUAUCGAUGUAUAUGUCGAGCUGGUUUUACUGGCGCUCGUUGCGAUGUUUCUCAAAUCACACCUAUUACAUAUAGCUUAACUCCUUGUCCAACUAAUAUAUGUCUUAAUGGUGGAUUGUGCACAUCACUACCUGGUGGUGGAGUUCAAUGUACAUGUCCAGCUGGUUUCACUGGUAGUCGUUGUGAUCUUUCUACUGGUAUUACUAAUCCAUCAACAUCAAACGCUUGUACGAUUAAUCCAUGUUUAAACGGUGGAGCAUGUAUAUCAGUACCAGGUGGUGGUUAUCGCUGUACAUGUCCAGUUGGUUUUACCGGUAUUCGCUGUGAUCUUUCUACUAGUAGUACUGGUACAUCAACAUCAAAUGCUUGUACGAUUAAUUCAUGUUUAAAUGGUGGAACAUGUGUAUCGGUACCCGGUGGUGGUUAUCGAUGUACAUGUCCAGCUGGUUUUAUUGGUAUUCGUUGUGAUCUUUCUACAAGUAUAACCGUACCUGGUACAUAUAGCUCGACUGCUUGUAGCAUUAAUCGAUGUCAAAAUGGUGGAUCAUGUCAAGCAGUAUCGGGAGGUGGUUUUCGUUGUAUAUGCCCAGCUGGUUUUAUAGGUACCUUUUGCACGUAUUCAAUAGCAGGUUGA
Messenger RNA from Adineta steineri, 1176 nucleotides. The record is from the annotation of a GenBank genome assembly. Lineage: Eukaryota; Metazoa; Rotifera; Eurotatoria; Adinetida; Adinetidae.